AUGAAGAAUUUAGCGAGGGGACAUUUAGAGGAGAUGGGCGCAAUCAAUCGUAGUUUGUCUGCUCUUAUUCUCUGUAUACAACAGCUUAAUACUGAGACACUUGCUACAUUAAGAUUAGCAGUAAGAGCAAAGGCUGUUCGUCUCUCUGCUAGGCCUAAUCAGCUUACGGAUACACCGAGUUUGCUGCAGACACUAAAGAAGGAAGCAAAGGUAUUAAGGGAUUUGCUGCAGGAAAAUGGCAGCAGCAGCAGCAGCGGACGCAGCAGUGGUAGCAACAGCACCAACAAGCAGCUGCAGCUGCAGCUACGAAGAAAUCAGCAGCAGCAGCAAAGACAAAAGAGAUGUGAUAAUGAAGGGGAGGAAGAAGAAGAGACAAUAACGGAGAUUUGCUGCUCUACUCAAGGAGGAGCAGCAGCAACUGGAUUAACAACACAAACAGCAGCAGCAGCAGCUGCUGCAGCACUAUCUGCACACCCCUACCCUCAACGAAUAUGCUGCCCUGCUGCUGCUGCAGCAGCAGCAGCAGCAUCAGGAGGCGGCAUGCGUCGCUCUAUUUCUUGUCCCUCUAGUCAGUUUAUGCUGCCUAAAUAUAAAGACAGAACUAAGUGUACUCCGCUGCUGCAGCCGACACCCCAAAGAUGCACUGCAUGCGGAGAGAGAACACUCCCCACGGGCUGUCUAGACACUGCAGCAGCAGCUGCUGCUGCAGCUCUUGCAGCCGCUGCAGCAACAGCAGUGCCGGCCAGUCCUACGAGUCAGACUCAGCGAAUGCUCCUUGCUGCAGCUGCACAACAACAACAGCAGCAGCAGCAAGAGUUGUCCAUAAGGGACUCCUUCCCUAUAUGGAGAAAUCUGCAGCAGCACGAGAUAACCAACAGAAACUCCUGGGAGCCUCAGCCAGCUGGAGGUGAACACAAUGCUGCAACUGCAGCAGCAGCAGCAGCUGCUGCUGCAGCUGCUGCAGUUGUUGCUGCUGCAGCUGCUGCACGCGAUGAAAAACAGCAGCAGCAGCAGCAGCAGCAGAAGCAGCAACAUCAGCAGCAGCAGCAGAAUGCAAGCAACAAUGAGGACUUCUGCUGUUGCUGCGACACGUUCGAGGACAACCGGGCCACCACACCUAGAGCAGCAGCAGCUGCUGCUGCUGCGGCUGCAGCAGCUGCUGCGGCAGCAACUGCUGCCACGGCCACUGGUGCUGCUGUUUCACCCCUAGAGGAGUCCAUUGGAUGCCGCCCAAUAGCACCAGCAGCAGAAACAACGGAAGCAACAGCAGCAGCAACAACAACGAAGCCAGCAGCAGCAGCACCAGAGGAGGAGGAGAUUAGUAGCGUGAUAACAGAAGAACUGGAGCCCGCGUAUCCCCCAUUCGAAGGCAGCAGCAACAGCAGCAACAUGCAGCAGCAGGAAGAGCAGCAACAGCAAAGCCUGCAGGAGGAAAUUCUACAACCAGAGGUUAAGGAAGAGGAGGAGCAGCUGCUGCAACAACAGCAGCAAACAGAGCAGCUUGAGCCAGAACUGCAGCAAGAGACAGAAGAGGAGCCACUGGAAAGCCAAUUCGAUGUUGAAAAACCGAACGUGCAGCCGCCGCCGCCGCCGCCGCAGCAGCAGCAGCAGCAGCAGCAGCCGCAACAGCAGCAACAGCAGCAGCCGCAGCAGCAUUCGCAACAGCAGCAGCAGCAGCAGCAGCAGCAGCCGCAGCCGCAACAGCAGCCAUACAAGGAAGACAGCACCGUGGCAUCUGAGAAGCUGCUCAAUCACUUGCUGCAACAGCAACUACUGCAGCAAAUGCAGCAGCAGCAGCUGGAGACGCAGCAGCUUAAAAUAGAGCGCCUAUUGGCAGAGCACGAAAGACUAAAGCAGCAGCACAAGAUAACUACAGAACAACUCGUUAUGCAACAACAGCAGCAGCAACAGCAACAGCAACAGCAACAGCAACAGCAGCCAAGUGAUGUUGUCUCCCCUGACCCUCUUGCUGCAAUAGCGGCGCCAGCAGCUGCAGCAGAUGAAUUUGCAGAUACUGCAGAACCUGCAGCAGCAGCAGCAGAAGACCUGACAGAAGAAGCAGAAGGGAAGGAAGAGGAGGAGGAAGAGAUGCUGUUGCUGCAGCAGCAGCAGCAGCAGCAGCAAUCCUUCGAUAGUCUUACAGAAGACGGCUUGGCUGAUCCCAGCAAAACAUCAGCAACAGCAGCUCAGCUGUACAGGCAGCAGCAGCUACAUCAGCAGCUGCUGCAGGAGCACCGCGAGCUGGAGCAGCAGCGGCUGCACCUAACAGCAUGCAUACAGGAAAUUAAAAGUAGGUCUGUGCAAGCUUCUCCCUCGAACAGUCAGCUGCAGCAGCAGCAGCAGGGAGCACACCUGGUGCCGCUGCGGCCAUAUGAAGGGACCGGCAGCAGCAGCAGCAGCAACAACAUAUGUAACAACAGAAGCAGCAGCAGCAUCAACAGCAACAGAAGCAGCAGCAACAGAAGCAGCAGCUGGAAGUCUCCAACGCAUUGGGAAACCACACAUGGUUUACCUUCAUGGGAACAGCAGCAACAGCAGCAGCAACAGCAGCAGCACGAGCACAACAACAGCAGCCCAAAUCUGCGUAUGUCUCUACCCCGUGUAGUUCGACGUUCACAGGGUUCCCUAGAGAGGCAGCAGCAACUGCAGCAGCAACAACAGCUUCUGCUGCUGCUGCAGCGAGAACACUCAGCAGGCACCUUCUCCACUCGUACAAGCACCAAGACAAGCACUUGCAGCAGCAAUGUUGUUGCAGAGGCAGCAGCAGACCCUUGGGUGCUUCAGCAGCAGCAGCAGCAGCAACAGCGAAUGCUGCCACAGCAGCAAAUGCAGCAACAACUGCAGCAUCAGCUGCAACAACAGCAGCAGCAACCGGAGUUGUGGCAAACGGUUCAAAACACAACAGCAACAGGAACAGUUGCUUCUUGGACCGAAUACCCCCAGCAGCAGCAGCAGCAGCAGCAGCACAAGCAUACCUUGCAGCAGCACGUUGGCAGCAGCGCGUCGCUUUUGGGAUGCUCUCCGCCCUAUGCACCUCACCACCAACAGCUGCAGCAGCUGCAGCAACAGCAGCUGCAGCAGCAGUAUCUGCAGCAGCAGAAGCAGCAGCAUGAGAGCCAAUCUGUGCCCUUCAGAGAUAUUCCUCCAGGCACAGCCUUAAGGCAUAUAGAUAUGCUGCCGCCGCACCACCACCGGCAGCAGCAGCAGCAGCAGCAGCAGCACAGGAGUCUUGAGGAUGUGUCUCCUUGGUUAUCCUCACCUGCAGGAUUGCCUCCUCUUAGACCUAAGUACCAGGGGGCCCCUCCCAUUCCCACCAUCUCUCGUGGGGUCCCCCAUCCCGGGGGCCCCCCUUCAGGGGUUCCCCCCCUACCUAGGGGCCCCCUCUCUAGACAUCCUCGUGCAGCAGACAGCAGCACGAAUCUACAGCAGCAAAUGGACUUAGGGUUUGAGAGUUCUCCUCCUUUUGCUGCUGCUGCCGGAGGUGCUGCAGUGGGGGCCUCCUCGUGGGUCUAUCCCCCGUCAUCCACCUACCGUAAGGAGCAGAGCAUGAGGGCAGCAGCAGCAGCAGCACCAGUCAGCAGCAAACCACAGUUCGAUGAAUAUGCUGCUGCAGCAAGGCUUCCGAGGGGCCACCCAGAGGGUAACUUCAUGCCUAGCGCCCCUGCAGUGCCCUUCGGAGGCGGCCAGGGAGUUGGAGGGGCCCCCCUUCACUGCACCCCCACUGGGUACCAACAGCAGCAGCAGCAGCAACAACAGCAGAUGUUGUUGCGCUCGUGGGGCAAUGCCCAGAGACGCAGCGCUUCUUACACUCCUCCUUCUGUCCCUGACAUGCAGGAAGGGACACCGACAGCACCAGCAGCAGCAGCGCAUGCUGAAGCAGCAAGAGAUCUUAGCCCUUAUAUGCCACGACAGUUGUUAGAUCCCCUCCCCUACUGCAGCAACAGCAGCAGUAAUCUUGUAGCAGCAGCACCGCCACCAGCAGCAAGGGUUUGGCGCAGUGGAAGCCUUUGCAGCUUCAGGGAAAAAUCAAUACCCCACACUCCUCUUCCUGCUGCUCCUGCAGCAGCAGCAGCUGCUGCUGCUGCUUCUGGAGCGGAGGCCUGCUAUAGUAGUGCAGGAAGGUAUGGCUACUACUAG
Molecule: messenger RNA, 4137 nt
Organism: Eimeria maxima
Lineage: Eukaryota; Apicomplexa; Conoidasida; Eucoccidiorida; Eimeriidae
Product: kinesin motor domain-containing protein, putative
Exons: 2
Coding region: 1-4137 (1378 amino acids)
Source: RefSeq, a predicted model, not a curated record